Molecule: messenger RNA, 1933 nt
Organism: Rattus rattus (black rat)
Lineage: Eukaryota; Metazoa; Chordata; Mammalia; Rodentia; Muridae
Gene: Dph7
Product: diphthamide biosynthesis 7
Exons: 8
Coding region: 877-1743 (288 amino acids)
Molecular function (GO): protein binding
Source: RefSeq, a predicted model, not a curated record
UGCAGGCAGUGGACACCGAGCUUACUGCGGACUCGGUGGAAUGGUGCCCGGUUGAGGGUUGCCAGCACUUGCUGGCCUGCGGAACCUACCAGCUGCGAGCGCCCAAGGACCAGGUGCAUGGCUGGGAGGGUGAGGCCGGGGCAGGAGAAGAGGGACUGCUAACCUAAAAGGUCUAGAACUGAGUACUAAUGGGAAGGGACUUUCUGGGACUGUGCCUAUUUCCGGAAGGUUCUCUGAGCAUCCAAAAAAACCGCUUAAGAGAAUUAUGGCUAUGUAACUGCUGGCAGGUCGGAACUGUACUGGCUGUACUGGAUCCGGGAGAGCUCCCUUGUUCGUUGAACACUUAGCAGGAAAGGUUUUCUCAGAAAUUCAAAGCAUCUACCUUAGAAGCUGUUCUCUGCCUUGGCCCUCCUCUUUGCUCCAGUUAGGCUUCCCAUCCUUUAUCUCAGCACCUGUUGAGGUAAUCAGAGAAUAUAUUUUGUAGCCUGCACCGGAUGGCAGUGAGCCUCAAGUUCGUUUAGGUCGUCUCUACCUGUUCAGCUUCAGUGAGGACAACACGGCUAAACCUCUGCUUGAGGUCCAAAGAAGGGAUUCUUCUGCUGUCCUGGACAUGAAAUGGUAGGAUUUAGGUGCCAUAUCCCAGUGUCUGGCCAUGUGCUUUUAGGCUUGGCAAAUGCCAGUGGAUCUGUAGAGCUGCUCCGCCUGAUGGAAUGUGAGUAGAAGAACAGCUACACCCUGCAGCUUAUAUCCAGCCUUACCCUGGAUGAGAGCUGUCUAUCCUUAUCACUGGAUUGGUCCACUGGGAAAUCUGUAAGGGCCAGAGAGCAGCCGUUGAAGAUCAUUAGCAGUGACUCUAAGGGGCAGCUGCACCUCCUGAUGCUGAAUGAGGGCGCAGCUCAACUACAGCUGCUGGCUUCUUGGCCAGCCCAUCACUUUGAGGCCUGGAUCGCUGCUUUCAAUUACUGGCAAACCGAACUUGUAUAUUCAGGGGGAGAUGACUGCCUUCUGAGAGGCUGGGACACUAGGAUGCUGGGCACGCCUGUCUUCACUAGCAAAAGACACUCCAUGGGCGUGUGCAGCAUCCAGAGCAGCCCCCAUCGGGAGCACAUCCUGGCUACCGGAAGCUAUGAUGAGCAUGUUCUGCUGUGGGACACUCGGAACGUAAGACAACCGUUGGCAGAUGUGCCAGUGCAAGGAGGCGUGUGGCGGCUCAGGUGGCACCCGGUCCACCACCAUCUACUCCUGGCGGCCUGCAUGCACAACGGCUUCAAGAUCCUCAACUGCCAGAAGGCCAUUGAGGAGAAGCAGGACAUAACUGUUGUAACCUCCCACACGAUGCCUAACUCAUUAGUGUAUGGGGCUGACUGGUCCUGGCUUCUUUUCCACUCCGUGAAGCCCACACCUGCCUGGUCCUGGGAUCAAAAUGACGUGGGAGUCAAAGCAGCAGACCACGAUAGCCUGAAGGCUGCACAGCAGCUGCCAGCCCCUUCUCAGGAGCACACAGUGGAUCACCACGGGGAAGGCCCUGCGCGAGCUCACAGCAGAGCGGAACUGAAGGAUCCUCUGCUUCCACUAACAGAGGACAGGAAGAGCAACAGCAAAGGAUCCUGCUCACCCUCAGUCAAGAGGAGUGGUCUUAGCCGCCGCCCUAGUGGACACAGCUUUGACAGCAGCCUCCUGGCCACCUGCUCCUUUUAUGACCAUGUUCUCCACCUUUGGAAGUUGGAGACAAAGCAAACCUGAGGCUGCACUCUUUGCAGGGAUACUGGAUGUGAUCUGGGGAGUGCUGGCCAUUGAGAAUGGUCUCUGUGAUGCUGUCGUGGCAGUGAGUGGGAUUUUCUAGCUCUAAUAAAGUGUCUUGGGUAUAUUUUUAUUUUCAGCUCUCCACUUGUAUUUAAGUCCCUGCUUAUAUUAAGUAAAUAACUCCUAAUUU